UUCAGUGCUCAGGUGCUGCCUUUCAUCUAUCGUGCCAUUGGUUCAAAGCAUCUUCCUGCCAGUAACAUCAGCUUUGUUCAUCUUGAUUCCCAUCCAGAUCUUCUUAUUCCUGUGAAUAUGCCUGCAGACACUGUAUUUGACAAAGAAACUCUUUUUAGUGAAUUAAGUAUUGAGAACUGGAUUAUGCCUGCUGUUUACGCUGGCCAUAUUUCUCAAGUAGUAUGGCUUCACCCACCCUGGGCUCAGCAAAUCUCGGAAGGAAAACACCAUUUUUUAAUUGGGAAAGACAUAUCAACAACUACAAUCAGGGUUACAGGUACAGAUCAUUACUUUUUAAGUGAUGGUCUUUAUGUCCCUGCUGAUCAGCUAGAAAACCAGAAGCCUUUAAAUUUACAUGUCAUUCUCAUCAAUCCUACUGAAGCGUCAAACAGCCAGGAAGAAAAUGGUGAAGUAGCAUCUGCUAAGAGACUGAAGCUAAAUACAGAUGACACAGCAAGCACCGCUUUCGCCUCUUCAUCAGUGGCUCCUGGUGAAGUUGAUCACAGCACCCCAAGUCUGAAGAAAAAGGAAGUACAAAAUGCAAGUGCCCCAAACAAGGCAGAAACAUUAUCAGGGUGCUCAGCUUCAAGCUCUCUCAGUGAAUACUCAAUAAGGGAAGUUGUUAAAGACGUCUGCCAAGUACUGCAGAAAGGGGAUGCAUAUGUGUUAGACAUUGACUUAGAUUUUUUUUCAGUUAAAAAUCCCUUCAAAGAAAUGUACACACAGACAGAGUAUGAGCUUUUGCAAGAGUUGUACAAUUUCAAGAAGCCUCAUAGAAAUGCAACAGAGGAGGGCUUGCUGGAUUGUGUUGAAAACCGUGUUCAUCAGCUGGAAGAUCUGGAAGCAGCGUUUGCAGAUUUGUGUGACAAUGAUGAUGAAGAGACCCUACAGAAGUGGGCUUCGUAUCCUGGAAUGAAGCCGCUUGUUCAACUAGUUCACAGUUUGAAAACCAGGAUGGAAAGCCCAGACUAUGAAAUGGUCCAUCAGGCUGGUCUGACCUGUGAUUAUGUGGAGCUUCCCCACCAUGUUAGCACUGAAAAGGAGAUCGAAGGCCUCAUACAAUCCAUUAAAGUUCUACUAAAAGAUAUGCCUAAGCCCACACUUGUAACAGUUGCUCGAUCAAGUUUGGAUGACUAUUGCCCUUCAGAGCAGGUUGACACCAUUCAAGAGAAGGUUCUUAAUUUACUACGUUCGUUGUAUGGCAGUCUGGAUGUGCACUUAGAUUACUCAAGCACCACAUCUUCUUUGUGACCUUUCUUCAUGUAUUGCCCUCUAAUGCAGUGGAUUAAUUUAAAUUGCAUAUUAGCUAUGGUUGCAAAGGGGAAAAAUACUGUUAUUUCAGCAGGUGGCACUAGAACCCAAGCUGAUCAAGGGUUAGUUUUGAGUUGCAUUGCUUUCUCUAAGUCUGCUGCAUCUGAACUGUUACCUGUUUGGCUUUGUUCAGAUUAGUUCUGUGAUUAUUAUUUUUACUGUCUUGCUUCUUAAAAU
This is a messenger RNA of Charadrius vociferus (killdeer), 1527 nucleotides long. RefSeq names its product chromosome unknown open reading frame, human C5orf22. The annotation marks the transcript as partial. NCBI's taxonomy places the organism in Eukaryota, Metazoa, Chordata, Aves, Charadriiformes, Charadriidae. The transcript is spliced from 9 exons. The record is from RefSeq and is a predicted model, not a curated record.